GGUGGUGGAUCCGGUGGUGGCUUUUCCUUCGGCUCUUCUGCUGGAUAUGGAGGGGCUGAAUCCAGCAGCUUUGGUAGCUUCUCUGGAAAUGACAAGCAGACCAUGCAAAACCUCAAUGACCGCCUGGCAUCCUACCUAGAAAAAGUCAGGGCCCUGGAAGAAGCCAAUACUGAGCUGGAGAUCAAGAUCCGUGACUGGUAUGAAAAGCAAGUUGGCUCUGGAGUUGGCGUUGGAGGCAAAGAUUACAGCAAAUAUUUUGAGGUCAUCGAAGACUUGAGGAGCAAGAUCCUGUCUGCCACCAUUCAGAACUCUCGAAUUGUUCUGGAAAUUGACAAUGCCAGACUGGCAGCUGACGACUUCAGAUUAAAGUAUGAGAAUGAGGUAGCUCUCCGCCAGAGCGUGGAAUCUGAUAUCAAUGGCCUCCGCAAAGUCUUAGAUGAGCUUCUAAUGUCCAGAGGAGACUUUGAAAUUCAGAUUGAGAGUUUGCUUGAAGAGUUGGCGUAUCUGAGGCAGAAUCAUGAGGAGGAGUCACAAGUUGCUAAAGGCAGUGCUGCUGGCCAGGUCAGUGUAGAGAUGGAUGCUCCCCCGGGAAUUGAUCUCACUAAGAUUCUGAAUGACAUGAGAGGCGACUAUGAAGCUUUGGCUGACAAGAACCGUAAAGAUGCUGAGGCUUGGUUUGCACAAAAGAGUGGUGAAUUGAAGAAGGAAAUUUCAGUCGGUGUGGAACAGGUGCAGUCAACCAAGGGCGAAAUCUCCGACCUCAGACGUUCCCUGCAAGGCUUAGAGCUUGAGCUUCAGUCUCUUCUGGCAAUGAAAAAAUCUCUUGAAGACACCCUUGCUGACAUAGAUGGCCGCUUUGGUGCUCAGCUCCAGCAGCUCCAGCAAGUCAUCAGUGGGCUAGAGGAGCAGUUCAUGCAGAUCAGAUCAGACAUGGAACGCCAGAGCACAGAAUACAGGGAACUGCUCGAUAUCAAGACCAGACUGGAGAUGGAGAUUGAAACGUAUCGCCGUCUGCUGGAGGGAGAAAUAGAUCAGUUCUCUUCUCAGAGCUCAUCCAUAGUGACUGAAUCCAGAUCUUCCUCAUCAACAGCAACUAAAACCAGAAAGGUGAAGACCAUUAUUGAGGAAGUGGUUGAUGGAAAAGUUGUGUCCUCAACAGUUCAGGAGAUUGAAGAAAAUAUGAACUAA
Molecule: messenger RNA, 1188 nt
Organism: Nanorana parkeri
Lineage: Eukaryota; Metazoa; Chordata; Amphibia; Anura; Dicroglossidae
Product: keratin, type I cytoskeletal 47 kDa-like
Exons: 8
Coding region: 103-1188 (361 amino acids)
Molecular function (GO): structural molecule activity
Source: RefSeq, a predicted model, not a curated record